AUGCAAACCAUUCGUAACACAAAUAAAGUAUCAGUGGAAGCUUUGCGUGCACAACUCUCUACCUUGGGGCUAGAUCCUCAUGGACGUAAAAAAGAACUGACUAAACGAUUGAAGCGUUACUUGAAUCCGAUCAAUGAAUUUUCAACCACUACCAAUAAUGGCAACAACAAUAAAGGUUCCUCGCAGUUUCCAAAUGACAAAUACGUAACAAAAGAUAAAAACUCGAAUGAAACAUUUACACAAACUGCCCCGUCACUAUCACCACCACCAGCAGACCUAAUUCAUCCUGAUCAAGAAUUUGAAGAAGACGAAAAGCCUAUUGAAUUCUAUAUAUCCUCGAAAUCAAAUCCUAAGCCUCAACCAUUCGAACAUUACUUAUGUUUUGAUGUUGAAGCUACUUGUGAAGAAGGCGGCACCUUCAAUUACUUCCACGAGAUAAUAGAGUUCCCGGUUCUCUUAAUAGACAGUAAGAACUUUGAAGUCGUUGAUGUCUUUCACUCGUACGUGAAACCAAGUGUGAAUUCUACGCUGACAGAAUUUUGCAAAAAGCUAACCGGAAUACCACAGUCUACCAUUGAUGCAAGUCCGUCGUUUCCAGAGAUGUUGAGUGAUUUUCAGCUAUUCCUGCAUCGUUAUCAGCUCUUCUAUGGAAGUACUUGUGCAUUUGUAACUGACGGCCCAUGGGACAUUCGAGAUUUCAUCCGUAAACAAUGCAACGUCUCACAAAUCUCACGACCGUCCUACUUCACACUUCCGUGGGUUGACAUACGAAAACUCUUUGCCGAGACAUACAACCGCGAAAGAUGCAACAUCACAGCCAUGCUAGCUCACUAUGGCCUGCAAUUUGACGGACACCAGCACUCCGGGAUUGCCGAUACGCGAAAUAUGGCGGUGAUCGCGAAGCGUCUUUGGCAGGAUGGCGCAGUGUUUAUGCCGAAUAGUGAGCUGCCGAAGAAUGAGCAUUCGAAAAAAAAGAAUGGUGCUAGAAAAAAGCCAAAGUGA
This is a messenger RNA of Ambispora gerdemannii, 1002 nucleotides long. The record is from the annotation of a GenBank genome assembly. NCBI's taxonomy places the organism in Eukaryota, Fungi, Glomeromycota, Glomeromycetes, Archaeosporales, Ambisporaceae.